CCGCCCAGACCUGGGAAGGCGAUUGCGGCUGACGGUGCGCAGCGCCACCGCCCGGGGCCGUGGGACGGGCUCGGCUGGCUCCGGCUGGGAGCCCUCGGAAUGUGACAACCGCUCAAUGCGAAGGGACCCCAGCAAUAUCUUCCGCCGAAGGUUGUGAGGGCGGACGAGCUGGGAAUGUAACCUGGGAAAUCUGCCACCAUCCCUCUGUUCAUGAAAAAUAAAGACGUGGCAGCAGAGGCGGUCACAGGUAGUGGCAAAACACUGGCCUUUGUCAUCCCUGCUCUGGAAAUCCUUCUGAGAAGGGAGGAGAAGUUGAAGAAAAAGCAGGUGGGAGCCAUCAUCAUCACCCCCACCCGCGAGCUGGCUAUUCAGAUUGAUGAGGUCCUGUCACACUUCACCAAGCACUUCCCGCAGCUCAGUCAGAUUCUCUGGAUUGGAGGCAGGAACCCCGGAGAAGACGUGGAGAGGUUUAAGCAGCAUGGUGGGAACAUCAUUGUGGCAACUCCAGGCCGCCUGGAGGACAUGUUCCGGAGGAAGGCCGAGGGCCUGGACCUGGCCAGCUGUGUGAGGUCCCUGGAUGUCCUGGUACUCGAUGAGGCUGACAGACUUCUAGACAUGGGGUUUGAGGCAAGCAUAAACACCAUCCUGGAGUUCCUGCCAAAGCAGAGGAGAACAGGCCUUUUCUCCGCUACACAGACACAGGAGGUGGAGAAUUUGGUGCGAGCCGGCCUGCGGAACCCUGUCCGCAUCUCGGUGAAGGAGAAGGGUGUGGCUCCCAGCAGCACCUGGAAGACGCCCUCCCGCCUAGAGAACUUCUACAUGGUAUGUAAGGCAGAUGAAAAAUUUAAUCAGCUGGUACAUUUUCUUCGACAUCACAAGCAGGAGAAACAUCUGGUUUUCUUCAGUACUUGCGCCUGUGUGGAGUACUAUGGGAAGGCUCUGGAGGUGCUGGUGAGUGGCACGCAGGUUCUGUGCAUUCAUGGCAAGAUGAAGCACAAGCGCAACAAGAUCUUCCUGGACUUCCGCAAGCUACACAGUGGGAUUUUGGUCUGCACCGAUGUGAUGGCUCGGGGCAUCGACAUUCCUGAAGUCCACUGGGUUCUGCAGUACGACCCUCCCAGCAGCGCCAGUGCCUUUGUGCACCGCUGCGGCCGCACAGCGCGCAUUGGCCAUGGUGGCAGUGCUCUGGUGUUCCUGCUGCCUAUGGAAGAGUCGUACACCAAUUUCCUCGCCAUCAACCAAAAGUGCCCCCUGCAGGAGGUGAGUCUGCAGAAGAACGUGGCCAACCUGCUGCCAGACCUUAAGGCCCUGGCCCUGGCCGACAGAGCUAUGUUUGAAAAGGGCAUGAGAGCCUUCGUGUCCCACAUCCAGGCCUACGCCAAGCACGAGUGCAGUCUCAUCUUCAGGCUAAAGGAUCUUGACUUUGCCAGCCUUGCCCGAGGUUUUGCCUUGCUCAAGAUGCCUAAGAUGCCAGAACUCAGGGGAAAGCAGUUUCCAGAGUUUGUGCCUGUGGACAUUAAUACAGACACAAUUCCAUUUAAAGAUAAAAUUAGAGAAAAAAAAAGACAGAAACUAUUGGAGCAACAAAAAAAAGAGAAAACAGAAAAUGAAGGGAAACGAAAAUUCAUAAAAAACAAAGCAUGGUCCAAACAGAAAGCCAAAAAGGAAAGGAAAAAAAAGAUGAGUGAAAAAAGGAAGAAGGAAGAGGGCUCUGACAUUGAAGAUAAGGACAUGGAGGAACUCCUUAAUGACACGAGGCUCUUGAAAAAAUUAAAAAAAGGCAAAAUCACUGAAGAAGAAUUUGAGAAGGGGUUGUUGACAAGCGGCAAAAGAACAACGAAGAUGGCAGAUUUAGGGGUCUCUGAUUUGGAAGAUGAGUGCUGACUGUAGAGCCCCAGCUGGCUACCCACUGGGCACAUCCUGUUCGGCCCACCGCAGAUCAGGCCAGGGACCCCCGAGGGGAAGCUGGCCCUGCCCUGUCUGAGGAGAAGGGAGGCAUUGUGACUGUAAAACUUCCUGUCUUGAAGUGUGACAGAAGCAGGACAGGAUGCCUUGGUGCACAUAUAGCUGUUGGUGUCUAUUCCGAUUGGUCCCGUCUUCUGAGAGUGUUUUAUUCAUUUUAAAUGUAAAGGUACUGACAUAUAUCUGGCUUUGGGCUUUUUAAAGUUCUAAGGAAUUCUAGGAACCUGCCCUUCUUGGCCUCUAUGCCAGUGUCUCCACCUUCUGGGCUCCCUUUGUAUUUGCUACCCUGCACUGAGUA
Molecule: messenger RNA, 2260 nt
Organism: Perognathus longimembris pacificus (Pacific pocket mouse)
Lineage: Eukaryota; Metazoa; Chordata; Mammalia; Rodentia; Heteromyidae
Gene: Ddx55
Product: DEAD-box helicase 55
Exons: 14
Coding region: 211-1884 (557 amino acids)
Cellular component (GO): nucleolus
Molecular function (GO): nucleic acid binding; ATP binding; RNA helicase activity
Source: RefSeq, a predicted model, not a curated record